ACGCACAAACGUACUCCCUGCUCGGACGGGAUGCGGAAGAGCGCCGUGUUUUCGUCACCGGGUCUCGGAGCAGGUUGGGGCCGGUGAGAGGAGCUGCCUGUCCGGUCCAACUCUCUCAGGAGUCCCGCGGAGAGCCAUGGCGGCUCUGUCGGCUCAGUGUGAGGAAGACUGGCAGGACUUUAACGAGUUUACAGCGGCCUCGGAGUCUGAGCCGGGAGAACCGCUUCCUCAGGGGGAACACUCAGCUUUCUGCUCCAGGAGCAGCGGCGGGGCAGCCGGGGAGAGGAGCAGCUGGAGGUCCCCGCAGGAUCUGCUGCAGGACUUGGAGCAGAAACUGAACUUGUGUUUCAGAAGCAGCUCCGCAGACUGUGAGGACCUGCCCGAUAUUAAACCCAUCACCGAGGAGAAUUUACUCCGAGAGGACGAGAUAUGGAACGCUCUGACAGAUAACUACGGGAAUGUGAUGCCUGUGGACUGGAAGACUUCUCACACUCGUUCUCUCCAUCUUCCCUCACUCAACCUCAUCCAGCAAACGGUGGACGGUGUGAAUCUGGACCUGUCUGAUGAUGAGGAACUCAGGGAGCAGAUGGACCUUCACUCCAUCAUCGUCUCCUGCGUUAAUGAGGAACCACUGUUUACUGCGGAACAGGUGAUCUCAGAGAUUGAGGAGAUGAUGCAGGAGUCUCCAGAUGCAGAGCCGGAGCAGUGUGUGUCCCCACCAGACCUGUCCAUCCUGUCCCAGGAGCUACACACACUCUCACACUCCUCAUCCACCAGCAGCUAUGAAGAGCGUCUGCAUGGGAUGAGUGUGUGUGAGCUGGAGGUGCUGCUGGACGAGGUGGAGAAGAAGAUCCGGGUGUUCUCUGAGGAGCUGAUCGAUCAGCUGGCUCUGCGUGAUGAGCUGGACUUUGAGAAGGAGGUGAAGAACACUUUCAUCUCGCUGCUCAUCGACGUGCAGAACAGACAGAAGGAGCUGAUGAAGAGGAGGAGGAAGGGCAGGAGCUCGAGCGGGACGCCCCGGGGAGAGCGCGCGCACACACCCGGGACUUAUUUAACUACAGUUAUACCGUAUGAGAAGCGAAGCGGCGCUCCAUCAGUUGAAGACCUGCAGAUCCUCACUAAGAUUUUACAUGCCAUGAGGGAUGACAGUGAUAAAGUUCCCAGUUUGCUGACUGAUUACAUCCUAAAAGUCUUGUGUCCUUCCUAACCCGGAUGAACAGAAUUUUCCAGAAGGAUCCAGAUGAAUCCUGGGAUUGCGUUCUUCCUCCAGAAGCCAGAGUUUUGUUUUUUUUUUUUUAUCCUGACCCUUUUUUUUUCUACAUUAUCGCUGUUUUAAUGUUCCAGUAAAGUUAUUUUUCUAUUCUC
This is a messenger RNA of Neoarius graeffei (lesser salmon catfish), 1365 nucleotides long. RefSeq names its product fasciculation and elongation protein zeta 2b (gene fez2b). NCBI's taxonomy places the organism in Eukaryota, Metazoa, Chordata, Actinopteri, Siluriformes, Ariidae. Gene Ontology annotation, cellular component: axon; cytoplasm. The transcript is spliced from 9 exons. The coding region runs from base 137 to 1207 and encodes 356 amino acids. The record is from RefSeq and is a predicted model, not a curated record.